Messenger RNA from Cynoglossus semilaevis (tongue sole), 5284 nucleotides. It is a transcript of the gene ktn1, whose product is annotated as kinectin 1. Gene Ontology annotation, molecular function: kinesin binding. Gene Ontology annotation, cellular component: endoplasmic reticulum membrane. The coding region runs from base 516 to 4283 and encodes 1255 amino acids. The transcript has 35 exons. The record is from RefSeq and is a predicted model, not a curated record. Gene Ontology annotation, biological process: microtubule-based movement; protein transport. Lineage: Eukaryota; Metazoa; Chordata; Actinopteri; Pleuronectiformes; Cynoglossidae.
UGGAAACAAUUUUGUAGAGGCUGUCUUUAACACUAGUUAGGAAUAGAAAAACUGAUGUUUUCAAAGUGAAAAAAUAUCGCUCACGGGGUUUUUAAAAUAUUAUAACACAUUAUUAAAGUGAAAGACGAGGGGAAUUUGGUGUCCAUCCAGAUACACUUAAGUUUCCACAGAAACACGUUUUCACGUGUGCGGACUUCUGGGAAGUGCGCUGACCACUCCCCAGUUUGCCUGGUGACAGUUAUUAACCCCAGAACGCAUUAAAAGGGCGGAGUUAACGCCGUGUCCUCUUAAACAGUUCGGCUCUGUGCGCCCUGACUUGCAAAACAAGCGCUCCCUCAGCAAUCUGUCGAUGACCCGCCCCCGCGAACCAGAAACAGCAGAUACUCUGACGGAUAGCACAGAAGAAAGCAAGGCUGGAGCUGCUGCCGCCAGGGGAAGUCAGGAGGCUGCCGGAGUCAACGCAGAAUAACGCAAUUUUACCACUAGCUACGGAAACACCACACUGAAGCUACAGAAUGGCAGUGGAUAUCUAUGACUCUCAGUACCUGCUCAUCCUGGUCCCUUCUCUCGUCAUCGCCCUUAUGUUCUUCUUCUUCUGGCUCUUCAUGAAAGAGACCUCUUACGACGAGGUGCUGGCGAAGCAGAAACGUGACCUCAAGGUGCCGCCGUCAAAGCCAGACAAUCGCAAAAAGAAUGAAAAGAAGAAGAGCAAGAAGAAGGAGAAUACUGGCGGGGGAGGCAGUGGAGGCAGUGGAGGUGGUGGAGGAGAGUCAGAGGAGGAUCUUAGGGACUUUGAAAUUGUUGAUGGUGCACAGAGUUCCUCCCUCGAGGUAGAGGAGGAACCUGCACCUGUGGUUCCACCAGAGCCUGCUCCUCCAACACCUACUCCUUAUGUGCCUGUUCCACUGACUGCUGAAGCUCCAAUGGGUUUGAGGGAAAGAAAAAAGAAGGAAAAAAAGGCCGCAAAGGCUGCGGCCGCCGCGGCUGCUGCCGCAGCAUCAUCUGCCGCAGCUACACCUCCUCCCUCAGAGGAGCCAGAAGUAAAUGGCUCCAAUCUGGUUAGCCACAAAGCUGAGCCAACUCUGGCUGAGAACAAACCAUCCAACCCACCAUCUCCCAAAGUUGAGAUUGAGGUCCAGGUCCAGUCUGUCCAGGCUCCUGUACAGACUCAGACACCUCCCCAGGCCUCUGGAAAGAAAAAGGACAAGAAGAAGCAAAAGGCCGAGCCUGUGGAUAACCAGCAGCAAGAGACUAAAGCAGAGCAGACUCCAGCACCAGUGAAGAAAGAGGUGCCCAUCAUCGUAGCUGAAACCAAAGUUCUGGAUGGUGCAGCUCCACCUGCUUCUACUGGCAAGAAGAAGAACUCAGCCAAGAAGAAGAACUCAGAAUCUGUGGAGGAAGCCCCCGUUGUGGCCGACUCUGCCCCGUCUGUCAACCACCAGGCAACUCAGAAUAAUGACGUCCCAACCAAAGGAUCAGGGAAAAAACAGAAAAAUGUAACUGACAAGGAGAACACAGAGGUGAAGCUGAAGGAACUGCUGUCUGGUCUGUCCAACCUGGCUCUGUCUGAAGCUGAGGCUGUCAGUGUGUUCGCCCUGCUGAGAGAGAAGAGUCCUAAAGCCCCGGAUGCCUGGCAAAAAUCUGCGGCCAAGCCCGACCCAGCUGCCCAAGAAAGAGAACGGCUCUUUACAACUCUUCAGGAGGAAGCCUCCAUUGCCAAGGACAAAGUUAAACAGCUGAGCCAGGAGCUUCAAGCAGAGAAGCAAAAGACAGGACGUGUGGAGGCCUUGAUGAGGGAGCAGCGUGUAGCCAUGGAGAAAGACCUGGGGAGCAUGCAGGCCAAAGCACAAGGCAGCUACCAGGAGCUCCAGACCAUGCAGAUGAAGUUUCAGCAGGCCAGGGAGCAGUUGGAAAGUCAGCUCGGCAGACUGCAGCAGGAGAACGGCAUCCUGAGGGACGCUGUCAGCUCUGCCACCAACCAGAUGGAGAGCAAGAAUUCAGCCGAGCUGAACAAGCUUCGUUCCGAGUACGGCGGUCUUAUGAAGGAGCUGACGGACAACAAGAGCAAACUGCAGCAGGAGGAGCACCAGAGGAAGUCACUGGAGAUCAGCUACAAGCAGAACGUGUCCCAGCUGGAGGCUCAGCUGCAGGAUGCCAAGAGACGCUGGGAAGAACUGCAGAACUUUUUCCACAACGUUAACGCAGAGAGAGAGAAGCUUCAGGCCUCUAACCAAGAGCUUCACAGUCAGCUGCUGGCCAUCGAGACGGAAAUGAACAACAAGAACAAGGAGUUCCAGACCCUGCACGGCAGCCUGACCGAAGCCAUGGUCUCCAAGGAGAGGCUGGAGCAGAAAGUGAUGGAGCUGAUGGAGAUGUCGCAGCAUAGUGUCCCCGACGAGUCCCUACAGACCCAGGUCCAGGAGCUGAUGAAUGAAAACAGCAGUCUUCAGGUGCAGGCCGAGACACUGAAAGUCCAGAAUGACAGUCUGCAAGCCCAGAUCUCAUCACAGGCAGCACACCUCUCCCACAUUGAAGAGCUUCAGAAACUACUGUCUGAGAAGGAGCUGCAGAGAAAGAGUCUCGAGGAUUCCCUGAACGCCGAGAGGAGCAGCGGGGCCAGUCGAGAAACAGACAUGCAGGCUUUGCACAACGACAACAUGUCUCUGAAGGCAGAGAUCCAGAAUCUGCGGGCACAGAUUACUGAUCAGACUGCCUCUCAGUUGGCCUUGAACCAGUGCCAGAAAAGUGUCAGGGAAAAGGAGGAGAGCAUAAAAACUGUGGAGGACCUGCUGGAGAAGGGGUUGAUUGAAAUGGCCAACAAGGACGAACAGCUGAAGAUUGCAAUAAAUGAGAAUGAAACACUGAAAGAAGAAAUGGAGAGACUUAAAAUAAAAGCAGCAGAACAGGCAUCGACAGAGUCGUUAGUGGAAGAACUGCAGAUCAAGAUCCAAGAGAAAGAUGUUCAUCUAAAGUCAGUGGAGGAGAGUCUACAGGCAGCACAAGGCAACAUCACGGCCAGAGACCAGACGGUGGAGUCUCUGGAGCAACAGUUGGCCGCCCUGCAGGCAGACAUGGAGCAGCUGAGACAGAAGGCGAUGCCAGAGGAGCCCAGCAUUUCUGCUUCUCACCUCCAGGAACUCCAGGCUCAACUUGCAGAGAAGGACCAGGCAAUCCAGGCUCUGCAGACUGAGCUGGAAGUACGGACCAAGGAGGUGAACGAGAAGAUGGAACAGCUGUCUCGUACACCAGAACCUAGCCCAGAUCUUCUUGCAGCGUUGUCCGAGAAGGACCAGCAGCUGAUGGAGCUGCAGGCUGAAGUGACGGAGCUCAGAGACUCAGUGGAGCAUCAGAGGGAGAAGAACGACGAGCUACGGAAGAAAAACUGGAGUGCAAUGGAAGCUCUGUCAUCCACCGAGUCCAAGCUUCAAGGGAAACUCAAAGUUGUCAAGGAGAACCAGACAGCACUGGAAAUGUCCAAAUCUGAGUGUCGAGAUGUUUUGCACAGACUCCUGCCUUGUGUGCCUCUGCCCACUGAACAGAACCAUCAGGAGUGGCUCGAAGCGUUUGAGAAGGCAGCAGCUGAAACUGCAGUUCCACAGCCCAACCCUGCAUCAGGGGACUCCGUGGGGCUGGAGAAGAAGCUGAAGGAUGCUGAAGAAACACAAAGGAUCCUACAGAAAGACUGUGAGACGUACAAGAGAGUUUUGGCAGAGACGGAGGGCAUCCUGCAGCGCCUUCAGAGCAGUGUGGAGGAGGAGGAGUCUCGCUGGAGGGUGAAGCUGGAGGUGGCCCAGGGAGAACUGAGAGAUAUGAGCCAGAAAGUGGUUGUUCUGGAGCAGGAGAUUGAAAGAUUAUCUGAUGGAGCAGAGUUGGAAAAUCUGAGAAGUGAAAAGCAGCAUUUGGAAUCUGAGUUGGAGAGGGCAGAGCGUGAGAGCGCCAUCUAUGUGACGGAAGUAAGAGAGCUGAAAACCCAGCUCACAGAGACUUUGUCCAAACUGGAGGCGGAGGAGUGUGAGAGACAGCAGGUGGCCGGUGAUUUGUACAAGGCCCAGCAGUCUCUAGAUCUGAUUCAGGGAGAGCUUUCAAACGUGACGGACAACGCUGAUGAUCUGAUAGAGAACGGCAGCCUGUCUUCACAGAGGGAGGAGUUGGACAGGAAGGAGAAGAUGACUGAAGGACUGAACCAAACAGUCAGGGAACUGCAGGAGCUGCUACAAGGCGUCAGUCGUCAACUCAACAAGCGACAGGAAAUGGAGGCUGAAAAAGAUCUACCUACAGUAUAGUGAGAGGAGGAGACAACCCCCUGCCCCCCCCGUCCCCCCACCACCACCACCACCACCAUGCAGCCAACAUGACUGCACACCAGAGACCAACUCUGACUCCUGGUCUUAUCACCUCCAACCUUCACACCCUACCAUCACUCCAAGCCACCACCCUUCUCUGUGCUUCUGUCCACUCAGCGGUACUGCAAGCAGCCUCUAACUGACUCUUGGCCCCGGCACUGGCAGCGAACCCACUCACUGCUGGUCAUCAGGGAGCAGCAGUGUUUAAUUCCAAACACUCUUCGCACUGUAUCAAAACACACACACACAAACACAGCUCUUCUCCCACCACAUUCCUCUAUAACACCACAGCCAGUCAAUAUUUUAUCUUUAUUUUAUUUUGUCCGUAACAUGAAAUGACAUCCAGCAUAAUUUACACUGUAUGACAACCAUUCCUGUUUGAAACAACUGUCAUUUUUUCCAUGAACUCCUUUGAAUCCUGCAGCCAUUUUAUUUCCUACUUGUCUCAAGUUACCAUUUAACUUAACAAAACUCUUGAGUCUCUUUAAGGUGUGUAUUGUUUAAAUGUUUCGUUAGGACCUGCUGAAUCACACGUUGUUGUUCAACCGUUUGCCUACUGAAAUCAGAAUCGGAAAAACCAUCACAGCCUGUACGUCCGUCACAGAUUCCAUGCAAACCUCAGUUCAGAAUUGGUUGGGAGAAGGAGUUGGGUGAGGGUCUCGGCGUAUCAGACGGGUCACUACGUGACUGACUAGGGCGAUGUAGUCUGACCUUUUACUGCAGCUACAGGAGUGUGGGCUGUGGGACCCUGGUUAUAGAAGGAAAUGUCUAAAUCGAUAUAGUCAAGGUUUUUAAAUCCUAAAGCAAAUAUUACGGGAGAAAGUGUCCCGUACCAUCUGUAAUCAACACUCGCUGUGUUAUUGCUAUAAGUUCAUUAACAGAGGAAGAUUAUGUUCUUUUUUAACGGUGAUGUUAAUAAAAAGGGAUGCUUGGUAAAUCUG